This is a messenger RNA of Pyrus x bretschneideri (Chinese white pear), 944 nucleotides long. RefSeq names its product protein PYRICULARIA ORYZAE RESISTANCE 21-like. Lineage: Eukaryota; Viridiplantae; Streptophyta; Magnoliopsida; Rosales; Rosaceae. The transcript has 3 exons. The coding region runs from base 182 to 802 and encodes 206 amino acids. Gene Ontology annotation, molecular function: metal ion binding. The record is from RefSeq and is a predicted model, not a curated record.
AUAUUGCUUUCCUUCUCUUUCUCUUUGCUUUGUUCCACCGAAUUGUAUUCCUAUUUUAAUAUAUUUUUGUGUAUAUAUAUAUAUAUGAGUCCGUUUCGUGAGAGCAGUCGUCCCAUUCAAUCAUUUUAGUUGAGAAGUUAUCAUUUAGAUCUGAGCCUGAGAGCAUCCACUACUCACUACAAUGGGGGAAAAGGAAAAGGUUACGAUUAUGGUGCUGAAGGUGGAUCUUCAGUGUCACAAAUGCUACAAGAAGGUCAAAAAAGUUCUUUGUAAAUUCCCUCAAAUACGAGACCAGAUAUACUACGAGAAGCAAAACCAAGUGGUGAUCAAAGUGGUAUGCUGUAGUCCAGAAAAGAUAAGGGACAAGAUUUGCUGCAAAGGUGGAUGUGCCAUAAAAAGCAUCGAGAUCAAAGAGCCAGAGAAGCCCAAGCCACCGCAAGUUGAGAAACCCAAAGAGCCCGAAAAACCUAAACCGGAUGAGAAACCCAAAGAGCCUGAAAAACCCAAAGAGCCUGAAAAACCUAAACCGGCUGAGAAACCCAAAGAGCCUGAAAAACCUAAGCCUUGUCCUCCUCCUGUGCAUCUGGUUCCUUGUGUGCCAUGGUACCCACCGCCUGUCCGAACGUGUUGUACGGAUUGUUACCAUGGGCAUGCAGGUGGGCCGUGUUACAGUGGUUAUGGCCGAGGGCCACCCCCGUGCAUCCAGUAUGAUGGUUACUAUGGGAGGCCUGUGUAUGACAGUUACGGCGGUUGCAGCAGGGGGUAUUGUGAAGAAAAUCCCUCAGUUUGCACAGUCAUGUAAAUCAUCGAUCAUCUUAUUGGAUCGUGAAACCUUCUUCAAUCUCGGGAUAAUAUUUGAGCAGUGUUUGUUGUUUGAUAUUAAUAUUAUAGGAGUGCCAUAUGGCAUAUAUUGUUAAGUGAAUAAUAAAGUUGGUUGUUGAUCU